Bacillus rossius redtenbacheri is the source of this 10883-nucleotide messenger RNA. It is a transcript of the gene Rme-8, whose product is annotated as dnaJ homolog subfamily C member 13. Gene Ontology annotation, molecular function: protein binding. The record is from RefSeq and is a predicted model, not a curated record. Bases 315 to 7022 code for a protein of 2235 amino acids. The transcript has 38 exons. Gene Ontology annotation, cellular component: endosome membrane. Gene Ontology annotation, biological process: receptor-mediated endocytosis; endosome organization; regulation of early endosome to late endosome transport. Lineage: Eukaryota; Metazoa; Arthropoda; Insecta; Phasmatodea; Bacillidae.
GAACAGAAACAAGCCGCCAACGAGGAAACAGCUGAUUUGCAUCACUGCUUAUCUUUUUCUGCCCACCCUUUUCCGUUUGGCAUGGUUACUGAUUAUGUUUGGUCCGAAGGAUUUCAGUUGGGCUGUUGGAAGCGUUAGGUUUUGGUGUUGACAGCAUUACACGAAUAUUUCCCGCGUGUUGUGGUGUAAACUAUUGGUUGUUAUAUUUGAAGACGUGCAGUUGUUAGUCAUGCUUGGCAAGUGUCUAGGAUUGAGCAUUAUUUGUCACAACAACACGUUGGACUUAAGCAAGUGAAGUCUUCGUGACGUACCAAAUGAGAAAUGCUACUAUGGUUCCUUUGAAAGAUAAUCAAGAUGUGGCUUGCUUUCUUGUCACCAAGCAUUCCUGGAAAGGAAAGUACAGACGGAUCUUCUCGGUGGGCUCGAUGGGCAUCACGACCUACAACCCCACGACGCUGGACGUGACCAACAAGUGGGUGUACGGCGACUUCAUCAGCGUGCUGCCCACGGUGAGGGUCGCCGGCCAGCAGAGCAGCGAGUUCGUCAUCACCAUGAGGAAGGAGAAGAAGGUGGACUCCAUGAGGUUCUCCACGGAGCACCGCCCGCAGCUGCUCACGGAGGCCCUGCGCUUCCGCACCCUGUUCGCCGAGAAACCCAAGGAAACGCUGAGGUACCACGCCUACAAGCACCACUGGUCGGACACGCGACUGCCCGUCAUGCUGGAGGUGACGGCCUGCUCCCUGGACCAGCUGGACCCGUCCACGGGGGCCUUCCUCGCGUCCUACCACUACAAGGACAUCGAGGGCAUGGCGGACGUCAAGGACUACCCGGGAGGGUUCGUGAUCGUCUGCGGCGGCUUCGGCAGGAUGCACUUGUUUGCGUCUGCGAAAACCACCGAGAUUCGGCAAAAGAUGUUCGAAGCCGCCUCGUGCUACGUUGGGAUCGUGAUAAAGGUUUUGAAAGAGCCUAUCACGGAAGAGGAGUUCUCUAACCAGCGCUUGGGAAAAUUUAGUGGGGACGAGCACAUCACGUCCGUGUCGGAGUUCCCGGUGCACAAGGUGAGCGCCCGGCACCAGGAGCCCCCCCGGCGGACGCUGUGCCUCAGCGAGACCUGCCUGCUGGAGCGGGACCCCCAGACGUACAACGUGUGCACCCUCAGGCCGCUGGCGGACAUAUUCGCAGUCGUGCGCAGCCGCGAGAACCCUCAGCUGUUCCUCAUAGAGUACGUCAGCGGGGAGUUGCGCACCUACACCACCACGGAUCGAGACUCGCUUCUUGCGUCCUUACUUGAUGGUGUAAGGGCGUCGGGAAACAGAGACGUGCAUGUCAAAAUGACCUUGACACCCCGAGGCAAGAGGCUGGGACCUCUUGGCGUACCACUAGAAGAAGAGACUGAAUCAAGCCACCUGAAGUUCCUAGUUCAACCGCCUGGCAAAAGAUCCUUCGCAGAAAUUGUGGAGAGAUUCAAUGCCAACAUUCCUUAUAGCGGCCUACUGCAUUCCGUCACUCAGGAUGGCCUAUUUGCAGAGAACAAAGAGAAGCUAAUAACUGGAGCCUUGCAGUCGCUGGUUCAGAAGGAGGGAGAUCAGAACUCUAUCAAGCUCCCAGAGCUGGAGGGGCAGUUCCACGCUCUUCGACGCCUCGUUGCUUCAAAAGUUGGCUUUGCUGCGUUCACGUCCAUGCCUGGGUUCCGGGAGAGCGUAGGCGUGAAGGUGGUGAAGGCCCUGAAGCGGGAGGACGACGGCGUGACGCACGCCGCCAUAGACAUGGUGUGCGCGCUCAUGCACCCCAUGCAUGACAACUACGACCUGCGGCAGGAGCAGCUCAACAAGUCCUCGCUGCUGUCCUCCAACAAGUUCCUCGGCAGCCUGCUGGAGAUGUGGGUCAAGCACGUCAGCCAUGGAACUGGUGCCCUGGUAGUAUCGGCCAUGUUGGACUUCCUGACGUUUGCGCUUUGCGUGCCAUACAGCGAGACAACGGAUGGAAAACACUUCGACAACCUGCUGGAAAUGGUGGCUGACCGCGGCCGCUACAUUUUUCGACUUUUCCAGCACCCGUCGCUGGCGGUGGUGAAGGGGGCGGGCCUGGUGAUGCGGGCGGUGAUCGAGGAGGGGGAGGCGGAGGUGGCCGCCCGCAUGCAGGACCUGGCGCUGGCGGAGGGGGCCCUGCCCCGGCACCUGCUCACGUCGCUCUUCACCCAGGGCUCCGACGGCCGCCUGCUCACCCACCGGCAGCUGUCCCGCCACCUGGUGGGGCUGUGGGUCACCGGCCACCCCACCACCAUGGGCCUGCUCAAGAGGAUCAUGCCGUCGGGCCUGCUGGUGUGCCUGGACUCGGAGGAGAAGGUGCCGAGCUCGGCCGUGGAGCAGGAGAUGCUGAACACCCGGGACAACCUGAAGAUCGCCCAGGACCACGCCAGCAAGAACCGCAAGGGGCCGCAGUGGAUAGCCAUCGAGAGGCAGCUGCGCGUCGUGGAGAAACAUGUUGAGCAUGCACUGCAGCACUGGGGCGCGAGGAUGGGGCUGGAGCAACGCAACGACAAGCAGCGGGAGAGGCCUAUCGUCUUGCGCAAGAGACGAGAGAGAAUAAAGAGUGAGGCCAACUGGCCGCUGUUCUACUACAAGUUCAACUGCGACCACACGGAACCGAAUCUCAUCUGGAACCACAAGACGCGCGAGGAGCUGCGAGACGCCCUGGAGAACGAGAUCCGGGCCUUCAGCUCGGACCGCGACCUGGCGGGGAACGCCCUGAUCGCGUGGAACCACCACGAGUUCGAGGUGCAGUACCAGUGCCUGGCCGACGAGGUGAAGAUCGGGGAGUACUACCUGCGGAUACUGCUGGAGCGGGAGAGCAGCCUGGACUCCCCCAUCCGGCGCUCAUAUGAGUUCUUCAACGACCUGUAUCAUCGUUUCCUGCUGACCACGAAGCCAGAGAUGAAGUGCAUGUGCCUUCAAGCGAUGGCGAUAGUCUACGGCAAGCACCACGAAGAGAUUGGGCCCUUUAGCGACACCAAGUACAUCGUCAGCAUUUUGGAACGAUGCACAGACAGAAUGGAGAGAGACCGGCUAGUACAGUUCAUCAGCAAGUUGAUCCUGCAUCGUCGAAAUGUGAAAGAUAUCAUGGAUGCUAACGGCAUCAGGAUUCUUGUGGACUUGCUGACUCUUGCACACCUUCAUACUUCCAGGGCGGUGGUACCGACGCAAAGCAACGUGAUAGAGGCUGGUCCCAACAUGAUUCGGGAAAGCGAGAAGGAGUGGUACUACGGCAACACCGGUGAGAAGAAGGGCCCUGUCAGUUUCAAGGAGAUGCAGGAGCUGUGGGCGGCGGGCGCCCUCACGGUGAAGACCAAGUGCUGGGCGCAAGGCAUGGACGGCUGGCGCACGCUGCAGCAGGUGCCGCAGCUCAAGUGGUGCCUCCUGGCGAAGGGCGGCGCCGUUCUCAACGAGACGGAGCUGGCCACGCUCAUCCUCAACGUGCUCGUCACCAUGUGCCAGUACUUCCCCAGCAGGGACGCGGACGACGCGAUAAUCCGGCCGCUGCCGCGCGUGAAGAGGCUGCUGUCGGACUCUGUGUGCCUGCCCCACCUGGUGCAGCUGCUGCUGACCUUCGACCCGGUGCUGGUGGAGAAGGUGGCCACCCUGCUGUGCGAGGUGAUGCGGGACAACCCCGCCGCCUCCACCCUCUACCUCACCGGCGUGUUCUACUUCAUCCUCAUGUACAACGGGUCGAACCUGCUGCCCAUCGCCCGGUUCCUGCGGCUCUCCCACACCAAGCAGGCGCUGCAGGUCGCCGAGACUUCGGACAUCAUGCAGAGAAGUGUACUAGGCCAGUUACUACCAGAGGCAAUGGUCAACUAUCUGGAAAACCAUGGUGCUGAUAAAUUUGCUCAGAUAUUUCUGGGCGAGUUUGACACACCGGAAGCCAUAUGGAAUACAGAGAUGAGGCGGAUGCUGAUAGAGAAGCUGGCGGCGCACAUAGCGGACUUCAGCCCUCGCCUGCGCAGCAACACGCGAGCGCUCUACCAGUACUGUGCCAUCCCGGCGGUGCGCUACCCGCAGCUGGAGCAGGAGCUGUUCUGCAACAUCUUCUACCUGCGGCACCUGUGCGACGCCACCCGCUUCCCCGACUGGCCCAUCGGCGAGCCCGUGAGGCUGCUGAAGGACGUGCUGGAAGCGUGGCGGAGGGAGGUGGAGAAGAAGCCCCCAGCCAUGUCCAUAGACGACGCGUACGCGGACCUGAACCUCCCGCGCGGAGUGCAGCACGACGAGGCCAGCAUACGCAAGGCCUACUACCGCCUGGCGCAGCAGUUCCACCCCGACAAGAACCCAGAAGGCAGGGAGAGGUUUGAGAAAGUGAGCACAGCCUACGAGUUCCUGUGCAGUCGGAACUUGUGGUCCAGCCAGGGCCCGAACCCCAACAACAUCGUGCUGAUUCUCAGGACUCAGAGCAUUUUGUUCCACCGGUAUCCAGAAGAGCUGCAGCCGUACAAGUACGCGGGCUACCCCCAGCUGAUCAAAACCAUCCAGAUGGAGACGGAGGACGAGCAGUUGUUCUCGAAGUCGGCCCCGCUGCUGUGUGCGGCCAGCGAGUUGGCGUACCACACCGUGCACUGCUCGGCCCUCAACGCGGAGGAGCUGCGCAGGGAGCGCGGACUGGACGUGUUGCUGGAUGCAUACUCGCGAUGCGUGUCCGUGCUGAGCGCGUCGUCCAAGCCUAGCGACGUGGCCGUGCAAGUGUGCACGCACGUCACCAGAUGCUUCAGCGUGGCCGCCCAGUUCCAGGGCUGCCGCGACAAGAUGGUGGAGAUGCCCAACCUGGUCAAGGAUCUGUGCCGCUUGCUGUACUUCAAGCACCUGACGCGGCUGUGCGUGGUGGCCACGGAGUGCGUCAGCUCGCUGGCCGUGGACAGCAUCCUGCAGAUGCAGCUGCUGCAGGCGGGCGUGCUGUGGUGCGUGCUGCUGUUCAUGUUCAGCUACGACUACACGCUGGAGGAGGGCGGCGUGGAGAGGAGCGAGGAUGCCAACCAGCAGGAAGUGGCCAACAGACUGGCGAAGCUGGCGGUGCGAGCAUGCGCCAGGCUGGGGGGCUACCUGCCCGCGGAGCUGGAGACUCCCAGGAACCCCGUGGUGCGGGAUGCCUUCGACAGCUUGCUGACCCCGUACCUGGCACGACAGUUGAGCCUCGACAGACCGGAGGAGAUCUUGAAAACUCUGAACAGUAACUGCGAGACUCCGUACCUGCUGUGGGACAACAGCACGAGGGCGGAGCUCUGCGAGUUCCUGGAGAAGCAGCGACAGAACCGCCUGCUGGGCGACACUGAUGUCACGUAUGGCGCAGGCUUCACCUACUCCAUACAUGCCAAGGAGCUCGUCGUCGGUGGAAUAUUUGUGCGCAUCUACAACCAAAACCCCACGUAUCCCAUCGAGAACCCGAAAGGAUUCACGAUAGACCUGCUGGAGUUCCUGGCGUCUCAGUUAGAAAAGCUGAGCAGCAUGAACGGCUCUGUUGCGUCUGUCAUCGACAACAAGCAUCUACAGAACAUCGUGAUGGCUCUGGAGGCACUCUGCAACGUCAUCAAGAACAAUCCAGGCGUGGAGAUGCAGUGCAUCGGCCACUUCCGCCUGCUGUUCGGGCUGCUGGGCGCGGAGGUGAGCCGCGAGGUGCAGAGCAAGGCGCUGAGCGUGGUGGCGUGCGUGACGCGCAACCAGGAGUGCGUGGAGGACAUCGCGGCCUCGGGCGUGCUGGCACACCUGCUGCUGGUGCUCUGCAGCGUGCCGGAGGCGCAGGGCGCCGCGCUCGACACGCUCCACGCGCUCAUGACCACCACCCGCAUCGUCAAGGAGGCCUUGGCCAGAGGGGCGGUGAUCUACCUGCUGGACCUGUUCUGCAACUCGACGGCGCCGGCGGUGCGGGAGAGGACGGCGGAGCUGCUGGCGAGGAUGGGCGCGGACAAGCUGGUGGGCACCAAGGUGCGCCUCGCCCUGAACCGCUUCCUGCCGCCGGCCUUCGCCGACGCCAUGCGCGACUCCCCGCAGAUGAGCAUCCACCUGUUCGAGGGCACGCACGAGAACCCGGAGCUCAUCUGGAACGCCGAGGCCCGGCAGCGCGUCAGUGCCGCCGUCUCCGACAUGAAGGAGGAGCACUACUCCGCGCAGCGACAGGACCCGCAGGCGUCGUGGCGGGCCCCGGAGGAGAGCGUGCUGGCCAGCUGCGCGCCCAGCGAGCUGGUAGUGGGGGGCGUGUACCUGCGACUGUUCGUCGCCAACCCGGGCUGGGUGCUGCGCCGCCCCAAGGAGUUCCUCUCCGAGGUCAUGGACACCUGCCUGGGGCUCAUGGCCAAGGACAAGCCUGACGCGGAGCACCUGGAGCUGGCGACGAGCGCCCUGGUGAGCCUGCUGCAGGCCCAGCCCGCGCUGGCCGACCAGGUGCCCUCGCUGGGGCACAUCCCGCGCCUCUGCCGCCAGAUGACCACCCCCGCGCAGCACGGCGACGUGCCCAAGGCCGCCAUCUUGGUGCUGCACCAGCUGGCCACCAGCGAGGUUUGCAUCCAGGAGUUUGGGCACACCAACUGCAUCAGCCCGUUGAAGAUGGCGAUGCAGGCGCGUAAAGACAUGAUUGCAGUGGCCUGUGAAGCUCUGAACCGACUCUUCUCUGCAAACCACGACCAGCUCAUCAAGCAGGCGCUGGAGGCGGACAUGGUGCCCUACCUGCUGGGCCUGCUGGAGGCCCUGGAGAGCCCCGCCACCACCAAGGCACAGAUCGUGAAGGCCCUGAAGGCCAUGUGCCGCAGCCUGCAGCUGGGCGACAAGGUGGCCUCCCUCCUGGACCGCUCGCCCGUGUGGGCCGAGUACAAGGACCAGCGGCACGACCUGUUCAUCAGCGGCGCCCCCUCCACCGGCUACCUCACCGCUGGUGUGCCGGCGACGGCCGGCUACCUCACGCAGGGCACCGCCAAGACUCUGCCGGACGCACCCCCACCCAUGGACAAGGAGGAUCCUCUCGUCCGCAUGGACCCCAUCUGAUGGUUCCACUAUUCCUGACACUGCUAGUCAUGGAUUGUAUCUUUGGAAGAUGAAAUCCAACCGACAGUUGAUGCACGAAUACUUACAACAGCGUUCGUUUUGCCCUCUUACUUCUGUGAUAAUAUAUAUAGACUUGGCAGACUUGUGACUCUUGGAGAUACGUCGUCCGUGUCUUGUUUCUGCGUGGUCUUCUGCGGAACCACGCAAGAGAUGCCAUCUGCUGAGUAAUUAUUUUGUACCUAGGACUCUGAAUUAGUGUUGUGUGUUUCCAAUGCGAUGAGCAAUAAAUGCUAUCAAAGACAAGCACUCAUGUACAUAUAGUGUGUUAGAAACAGCUGUAUGUGUUAGCAGGAAGGCAUUGCCAUACAUUUUGUAUAUUCAUUUUUGUAACGAUCUGAUGAAUUUUGUCAUCUGUGUGCUGUUUGUAAUUAUUUUUUGCAUUUAAACAAGUAAAGUUAUAAAUACAUUAUAUUGUAAGAUAUCUAUUCCAUAUUCUGUUAAAAUAUGGUUUGUAUCAUAAAUCAUUAAGUAUGGGUGUAUGAUGUAUCAUCUGUGCUUGCAAUAUGGUUCUUGACAACUGAUUUUGUGAAGGAUAAGUUAAAAGAUCUUCUUGCCUAAUUUCUCCAUCAUUAUCAUUGUAAUUCUUAGUAGAUAUGAAUGUAGUCUGUACAUACCUAAUAAUUCUAUUACAUGAGGAGCUCAUAAUGUGACAAAUUGGAAGGAGGGUUAGUUAGUUUUCUUUCCCAAAUUAUUUUACCAAAUCUUUUUGUAGUGCAGAAAUGUAAAUAUUUUGUUGCUCGUGUACAAAAUAAAUACCCUGUGCAGGCAUUAAUAGCAUAUGCUUUAAGAUAUAGUGUAGAUAUAAGCAAUUAGUAGGGGGAAAAUCCUUAUUGUAGAAUUUUUUUACAAUUUAAAGUAGUAGUUUGCAAUGCAAUCAUAUUCUCAGUUAUCAGAGGGAUAUUAUCUCUCUCUCUUUCUCACUAGACUGUAUUAUUUUUUAAUUUUUAUUUUGUCAGAAUAAAUGAGAAAUAUUGUAAAAAUUUAAAUAUUUAUAUUUAGUCUUAAUAGGAUGCAAGUAUGAAUAGUAACUUUGAAUUUUCAAUUUUUCUCAAUUUUUGAGCUAUAAUUUUUUAUAAUGAUUCAAGUUCAGAAUUAUAGCUUGGUUCUUCUGAUUCCUAAAACUAAGUACUAUAUACAUGAGCAUCUGAAACUUGAGACAUUAAAAACUUGCUUGAAUGCACUCUAUGCAUCUUCAGUUGAGUAGGUUGUACUAUGCUUGUUAUUAAAUAUUUACAUACACCACACACAAGUGGAGUGCUGAGGUACUGUUUACUUCUCUGAAAUGCUUUGCUGGACAAAGUUAUUAGUUUCACUGUGUAGUGCUGUGGUAAACAAAACCCCAUUUAUUUAUGUGCUGACUGCUGAAUCAACAUUUUAAAUCUAGCUUGUCAAAUUUUUUGGUUUAUAAUUCUGGUUUUGUUAAUUGUUUAUUACAUUAUUAUUUUUAAAUUAUGAAAUUCAGUAACUGCAGUUUGGCACGUUGAGGAGACAAACAGCCAAGCAAAAAGUUACACACUGCACAGCUCCGCUUACGUCAUUCAUGAUUUCUUAAAUUAUUAUUAAAACUUGGUCUCUGAGGAUCAGUCAAAACUAAUAGUUUAUUAGUUUCUCGUGUAUUUACAUAAGAUAAUGAAAGGUAAUACCUACCUACAUUAAGCACAAACAACAAAAUCUGACAUCUGAAUUCUCAUGACUUUGACUACAGGUUUCAUGAUUUUUCCUCGCCUGAAAUUUCUUUUUUGAAGUGUUAUUAAUUUAUUGGUUACAUGCAUGCACAUGGUAAAUUACAAAAUACCAAAGUUCAUGAUUAAAAACUAAAGGUUUUAUACUUGUGUUAAUUUAUAUAAAGGUGCACAGUAGAAUGAAAGUGAUAAAGUAAAAAAUAAAAAGUGUACUGAAUUUUGCAUAUCAGUGUUGAUAACAUUGUUCCUCUUCUAGCGUGGUGCUUGGUUUUGAAAACUCCUGAAUUUUAAAUCCUGUAUUAAACAUCAGAAUCUUGAGCAUUUAGAGGGGUUCGAAGUUGUAAGUUGAUUCUUGCUUUGUUUAGCCUCCAUUCAGGCCUUGUUCACAGCCGAGCGUAGGGUGCAGUUGCCAGAGCUCAGCCGACUGCUCACUUCGAUGUCCGGUUGGCACACUCGAUGGUUAGGGCCAAGUCCUUGGUCAACCUCUUAACUGUAAUCAUACAUCACACAAAUAGCUAUUCACAUUUCCAUUCAACUCUUCACCGGUAUCGCAUCAACUACAAAGCUGUUGUCUUCGCGUUUUCCUUUCUGAGAUUUGCAGAGUAUUAUUAUUGGAAUGGGGGUGAACAGUAUAAAAAAAAUUGCAAUCAAACCGCUCCUUUGUUAGCAAUAACGACAGGAGUCGAUACUGACUGCUCAAGUACAUAGCUCGUCAGGACACCAUGGCAUAGUGUGGCAGUUGACGUCCAAGUCUAGUCACCCACACAUACUGAUUUCGUACUUGGAUGCUGCAGUUGAUUUGUUGGAUGGUGCGGACGGGGAACCGAUCGUCUACCACGGCUACACGCUUACCACCAAGAUCCUCUUCAGAGACAUACUCAUCGACGCCAUCAAGCCGUACUCGUUCUACUCCUCCGAGUACCCCGUCAUCUUGUCCCUGGUAAACCACUGCUCCGAGGCACAGCAGGAGGUCGUGGUUGUGUAUUUCAAGUUUAACCUUUAUUGUGUUACAAUAGUACACCAUGUUUGUGCUCUAGAACUUGGUCCUAGGAUCGCAGUCUUGUUUCCACCGUGAACUGUGCAGGUCCUGUAGAACACCAUCUGUCCUCUCAUUGUUUCAUAGAGCACGUGUCGCCUCCCCUGUCGUCAUUGCUCUACAGUUUUCAUUUGUUUGCUACUGCAGGUUUCCAGAGACACAUUUUUCUUGAAACCAAUUUCCUGCCAACCCUGGACAGAACCUUUGUAGAAAUCUCUCCACUCAACCAUUUCAUUCUGAUGUUUGUAUUGGGUCUACUGCAUAACAGAACCUCCAUAAAAAAAAACAUGUUAGCAUCUGUGGCCUGCCAUGCUUCCUUUUUGGCGUCUUCCGUCCGGCACAAAACUCUUUAUUAUUUGUCUUUUGUGUUGGCAUGUCGUGUGUGUUCGGUCGUGAACAAGGCCCAACCCCUUCCACCCCUCUCCCCGCAAGUCUCCAAGCAGAGGGAAACUAAUAGGCAUUGCAAGGCGUGAUUGGUGGUUUCCCAAAGACCAUGUGAGAUAAUCAUUGUCAUUUAUCUUCACAGUGUUCUGCACAUUGUAGAGAUUACUUUAUGCAUUGCUAGUUUUAACAAGUAACUUGAACAUUGUAAACAUAUAUACAUAAAAAUAUUUAAAUAACUUUAUUUGUAUCCAUGUUCGUACAACCAUGCUAGAAAUAUGAUUACUGAAAUAUAUAUAUAUAAAAAAAGUACAUAACAUUUAGUUACCUUAUUGUACUUAUAAAUGUAUUUAUUUGAAACUCAAGUUAUCCACACAAAAUAUUUUCUUAUUUGUGUUUAUUGGCAAAUGGUAAAAUGCACGACUGAAUCAUUGUUAUGAACAGUGGAGCUUUACAUUAAAGUUACCUGCAAGUUUGUUGUGCUUUACCGUAAAGCCAAUAUUCCAGAAGAAACUGUGUUUGGUUGGUUAGGAAAAGCACAAUGCCUGUAUGCUUGUUAAAUAUGUAGUUGGAUUAAUAUUACAUUAAAAUGUGUAUAAGUUUGUACUACCACUACUGUUUGAUAUAAGUAUCAUACUAAUUAAAAUGUAUUUUCUUUAUUUAUGUAAUAAACGGAAUGAAAUAUAUAAAUGUUAAUUUUGU